AUGGCCGAGUUCGUCGUGAUCGACAGAAGGUCGGCCUACAAUGCCAUUUUCGGAAGACCUGUCAUCCAUUCACUUCGGGCUGUUCCCUCAACACUUCACCAGGCUUUGAAGUAUUCAACCCCCAAUGGGGUAGGCAUAGUCCGAGGAGAGCAAAGGAUGUCAAGGGAGUGCUAUGCCUCCGCACUCAAAGGGUUAUCAGUAUGUGCCCUGGAAGAACAAGCCGGCUGGGACAAGUCGUUGGAAUCCAAGGCCGACCUACCGCAAGUAGGUAAAAGGGAGUUCUUCGCAACAACAGAGGAGCUCGAGCUUGUUCCUUUGCUUAGCCCUGAAAGACAAGUAAGCAUAGGAACCAAACUGGGGGCCACUGAUAGGGAGGAGUUUAUCAACUUCCUCAGGACCAACUCGAACGUUUUCGCAUGGUCCCAUGAGAACAUGCCAGGAAUCGACCCGAAGAUCAUGGCCGAAUAUGAAGCACUCUUAGCAGGCCUGCGCGUUGCCAAAGGACUGAGGGCCGUCCACAUCAAGGUCUUUAGUGACUCUCAGUUGGUCGUAAACCAGAUUAGGGAGAAGUAUCAAGCAAAAGACUCCCGCAUGGAAAAAUAUUUAACCAAAGUCAGAUCGCACCUCGCUCAGUUAAAGACUUACGAGGUGAAUCAAGUGCCAAGAUCAGAAAAUUCCAAUGCAGACGCCUUAGCCAAAUUGGCGUCAGCAUACGAGACCGACCUGGCCAGAUCGGUCCCGGUUGAGAUCUUGGACAACCCUUCAAUCUUGGAGCCAGAUUUGAUGGAGGUUGACACUCCAACACCUUCAUGGAUGGACCUAAUCGUGGAGUUCAUCAAAGGGAAUCUGCCGCAAGAUCCAAAGGAGCACAAAAAGAUGGCGCGAAAAGUAGCUCAGUUCAUACUCCGAGAUGGAGCAUUGUAUCGGCAAGGAUUUUCCCUGCCUCUCCUUAAGUGUGUGACUCCAGAAGAUGGGAAUUACAUCAUCAGAGAAAUUCACGAAGGAGUAUGCGGCAACCAUUCAGGGGCCAGACAUUAUCCAUCAGCCUCCCGAGCUGCUCACCCCUAUCUCGGCCCCAUGGCCAUUCGCACAAUGGGGGGUGGAUAUCAUAGGUCAUUUUUCUCUUGGCAAAGGGCAAACCAAUUCGCCGGUGUCACUGUGGACUACUUCACCAAGUGGGCCGAGGCCGAGGCGCUCUUUCACAUCACGGAGACCAGAGUCACAUCUUUCAUAUGGACGGACAUUGUAUGCCGUUUCGGUAUACCAAACGCUAUCGUGACGGACAACGGAAAGCAGUUCGACAAUGCAAAGUUCAAAGACUUUUGCAGAAGGUUGGGCAUAAGCCAUCUCAGUUCGUCCCCUGCACAUCCGAAAGCAAAUGGGCAGGUUGAAGCGAUAAAUAAAAUAAUAAAACGAGGGCUCAAGAUGAGAUUGGACUCUAGGAAGGGGAGAUGGGCUGAAGAGCUACCCGAGGUAUUAUGGUCAUAUCGGACCACCCCAAGAGAAUCAACUGGCGAAACCCAAUUCUCACUGACCUUUGACUCUGAGGCUGUCGUUCCAGUCGAGAUCGGCAUGCCAACAGACAGAGUAGAACAGUACGAACCAACAAGGAACGAGGAAGAACUACUCCUUGACCUCGACUUACUAGAAGAAAAAGGGAGAUGGCUCAGCUACGAUUAG
Molecule: messenger RNA, 1680 nt
Organism: Momordica charantia (bitter melon)
Lineage: Eukaryota; Viridiplantae; Streptophyta; Magnoliopsida; Cucurbitales; Cucurbitaceae
Source: RefSeq, a predicted model, not a curated record